AUGGGCUCCGUAGCAUUCCCCUCUCCCUCGGAACCUCCCAAGCCCUGGGUUGAAACCCCCCUCAUCUAUUCCGCCCAACUAUCCAACACCGCCGGUUGCAACAUCUAUCUCAAGCUCGAGAAUGUCCAGCCGUCAGGGUCUUUCAAGUCUCGCGGCAUUGGUAACAUGAUGCUCCGCUCCACCCUCUCCUCCUCUUCCGAGGAAACCCCCCAGAAAAACCACUUCUUCUGCUCCUCCGCUGGCAACGCCGGCCUCGCUUGCGCUACCACCGCCCACACGCUCGCCUGCCCAGCAACCAUCGUCGUGCCGACCUCGGCUCGGGAGCCCGUCCUCCGUCGUUUGCGCCAACUAGGUGCUUCAGUUGUGAUCCAUGGUAGCUCGUGGUUUGAAGCCGACACGCACCUCCGCGAAGUAGUCAUGCCUGCUUCUGCCGUCGCCGAUAGCAGCGACGGAGAAAAAGUGAAGCAAGUCUACGUGCCCCCCUUUGACCACGAAGACAUCUGGGCCGGAGCAGCCACUCUGAUGGACGAAGUCGCUGAGCAGAUGAAGGUGGUGCAUCGCGCCUUUCUCGACGCCGUGGUGUGUAACGUCGGCGGAGGCGGGUUGUUGAACGGAAUCAUGGAGGGGGUUUGGGGUCCUACCCGCAACAAGGGAGGGAGAGGGAUGGGUAAAGAAGUAGGAGGCGGCAAAGAGCCGCGGGUCUUGGCCAUUGAGACCGUUGGAGCCGAUAGCUUCAACCAGUCUGUCCAAGCAGGCGAGCUGGUCAAGAUGAAGGCCAUCACCAGUAUUGCGGCUAGCUUGGGCGCGCUGCAGGUUUCCCGCAAGACGUGGGAGUGGAGGCAACAAGUCGGCGGGAAGAAUCUGGUGAGCGCGACGGUGACGGAUGCGGAGGCCGCCAUGGCGAGUGUGAGAUUUGCGGACGAGCAUCGCAUGUUGGUGGAGGUGGCCUGUGGCGCGACAUUGGCGACGGCGUAUAACGGGGAUUUGAGAAAGUACCUGGGGAAGGGACUGAGUGAGGAGGAGUGGAGGAACUUUAAUGUGGUGAUGGUGGUUUGUGGAGGGAGUCAUGUUAGUGUGGAUGUGUUGCAGCAGUAUAAGGAGGAGUAUGGGAAGGAGGUUACUUGGGCUUGA
Molecule: messenger RNA, 1131 nt
Organism: Sordaria macrospora k-hell
Lineage: Eukaryota; Fungi; Ascomycota; Sordariomycetes; Sordariales; Sordariaceae
Biological process (GO): L-threonine catabolic process; L-serine catabolic process
Molecular function (GO): L-serine ammonia-lyase activity; threonine deaminase activity; pyridoxal phosphate binding
Source: RefSeq, a predicted model, not a curated record